This is a messenger RNA of Dermochelys coriacea (leatherback sea turtle), 1276 nucleotides long. RefSeq names its product adaptor related protein complex 3 subunit sigma 1 (gene AP3S1). Gene Ontology annotation, cellular component: AP-3 adaptor complex; membrane coat; intracellular membrane-bounded organelle. The coding region runs from base 234 to 818 and encodes 194 amino acids. The transcript is spliced from 6 exons. Lineage: Eukaryota; Metazoa; Chordata; Testudines; Dermochelyidae. The record is from RefSeq and is a predicted model, not a curated record. Gene Ontology annotation, biological process: intracellular protein transport; Golgi to vacuole transport.
CACUAGGAGAGUGGCCAGUCCUGGGCCUCAGGAGGCUGUUGAGAGGCGGGGUGGGGAUGGGGCAGUAGCGAGGAGUGGGAAGGGCCGGGCAGUGGGUCUGUGCCUUGGGCUGCCUUCCCAUCAGGGUGCAGCCCCUGCUCUGGGGGACGGUGCAGUUAUUAGCCCGCAGGAGCGCAGCUCAGAGGUGACCUCUUGUCACUCUGCCCCCUUCCCAGCACCCGCCGGCCUGAGCCAUGGGUCCAGGCGACUCUUGUGCAGGGUGGCUGAUGCAGGCUCCCUGUAGGCGGGGUGGCGACUUCUCGCUGAGUGAAGAUACACAGCAACAAAUUAUCAGAGAAACUUUCCAUUUGGUAUCCAAACGUGAUGAAAAUGUUUGUAAUUUCCUGGAAGGAGGCUUACUAAUAGGUGGAUCUGAUAACAAACUAAUCUACCGACACUAUGCUACGUUGUACUUUGUCUUCUGUGUGGAUUCUUCAGAAAGUGAACUUGGCAUUUUAGACCUAAUACAAGUAUUCGUGGAAACACUAGACAAAUGUUUUGAAAAUGUCUGUGAACUGGAUUUAAUUUUCCAUGUAGACAAGGUCCAUAAUAUUCUGGCUGAGAUGGUCAUGGGUGGAAUGGUUUUGGAGACCAACAUGAAUGAAAUUGUCACUCAAAUUGAUGCACAAAAUAAACUGGAGAAAUCUGAGGCUGGUUUAGCAGGAGCCCCAGCCCGGGCUGUGUCAGCUGUAAAGAAUAUGAAUCUUCCAGAGAUCCCAAGAAAUAUUAAUAUUGGUGACAUCAGUAUAAAAGUGCCAAACCUGCCCUCUUUUAAAUAAAAUGGCUACUACAGGUAAAAUCAAGGAAAAAUGUAAUUGAGGUUUACCAAACAAAGACAUUUCUAACUUUUGCUAUUUGGAUAAAAAGUAAAGGUACUUCAUAGAAAUUCUGUGUCAAAAUCAGUAUGUGAAGUUGAAUGUUGCUUUUGUCUUGCGCAAUGAUUUUAAAGGAAAUGGGUAGUUCCUGUGUGAUUUUCUAAAUUCCAUUCCUAUGCCCUUGUAAGGCAUAUCACUGUCUUGGCUGCUGCAGUAUUUUGGAAAAGUAUUUAAGAUAUUCUUUACUUUAUAUAACCUAUAAUAUUGAGUCUUUUUGUAUAUCCACUAAGGUCUGUGAUUAGUGCAGCAUUCCUUAUCUACUUCUGCUGUUUGUCAUGAUUAUUUAAGAUCAGAGUGUGUAUGUUGCAUGAAAACAUUAAACUGUCUUUUGUUUUUGUUUAAAUAAAGUUAUAAUUAACUGG